AUGGGUGUCCUUCUGACGGCGGCGGCGUCAACGUUUUACACCGAGGAGCCCGUGAGAGAGUUCAUGCUGUUCCCUCCGUCCAGUCCCAAGGACGUCGCCAAGGCCUUGCAACUCCUGCGGGACGUUAUGCGCUGCAGGUUCGUCGCGCGCCCCGACUACUACGAGAAGCGCCUCAUGCUGAUACACUACCACGACGCGAACACCGGCAGCCUGUGCUCGUUCUCCAAGGAGCUGUGCCUGUCGCCGCUCACCACCGAGACGAUGUGCCUCGCCGCCCACGUCCGCCUGGCGAGGGUCGUGGUGCUGGAUCUGGAACGCGCGGCGCCCGUCCUCCAGGACUCCGACCUCGACACGCACGCCAUCCACCUGGUGAGGGAUCCGCGCGGCGUUCUGACCUCCAGGGAAACGCUGAGCAAGAACGGCUAUUUCGCAGGAGAAGCCUUAAACGCCAGCUUCAUCUGCGACAGGUACCGGAGGGACAUGAGAGGAGCAGCAGCCGUGAAGGCCUCGGUCCCGCACAGAUGUUCACACCCAUCUUAUACAAUCGAGACCUUCUACAUGACCAAGGUUCCCCCGCUCGCCAGAUACACUCUCCUGAGGUACGAGGACCUGAGCCUCAACACGACGCUCGAGCUCCGCCGUCUGUACGACAUCCUCGGCCUCGCCUACACGGCCAGAGUCGCUUCCAAGGUCGCCUACCACACCCUGGGCAUGGCCGAAGACCUCUCCUACAUCUACGGCACAACCAGGGACUCCAAGGCGACGGUCUUCCGCUGGCGAAGUCGUCUCUCCUUCGCCGAGAUGAAGGAGAUACAGGACGCCUGUCUCGACGUCCUGCAGGCGUAUGGCUACCGGGUCUUCGCUUCGAAGGAGGAGUACGAGGACCAGGCUCUUGGGGUCUUGGUUCCUAUCAAGACCUGA
Molecule: messenger RNA, 921 nt
Organism: Penaeus chinensis
Lineage: Eukaryota; Metazoa; Arthropoda; Malacostraca; Decapoda; Penaeidae
Product: carbohydrate sulfotransferase 5-like
Exons: 3
Coding region: 1-921 (306 amino acids)
Biological process (GO): sulfur compound metabolic process; N-acetylglucosamine metabolic process
Molecular function (GO): N-acetylglucosamine 6-O-sulfotransferase activity
Source: RefSeq, a predicted model, not a curated record